Messenger RNA from Prinia subflava (tawny-flanked prinia), 1758 nucleotides. Its product is annotated as IgGFc-binding protein-like. NCBI's taxonomy places the organism in Eukaryota, Metazoa, Chordata, Aves, Passeriformes, Cisticolidae. The record is from RefSeq and is a predicted model, not a curated record. The transcript has 6 exons. Bases 190 to 1620 code for a protein of 476 amino acids. Gene Ontology annotation, cellular component: extracellular matrix.
GAUGGCGUGCUGGGCUGCCACCCCCGCACCUGCAGACAGUGCCAGGUUUUGGGGGGAGGGGCUUACAGCACCUUCGAUGGGCACUUGGGGAAUUUUGGGGGGUCCUGCACACUCCUGCUGCUGCAGUUGGAGAAGGGUGAGCCUGAAGAAGAGCUGGAGCCUAUCACAGUGGCCUUGGAGCAGGAGGACAUGCACGUGCAGCGGGUGACGGUGACGGCACACGGGGUGACCGUGGUGAUGGACAGGGGACAGCAGUGGGAGGUGGCGGUGGAUGGCGAGCGCCACUUGCUGCCGCUGUGGCUGCGUGGGGGCGCGGUGGGGGUGGCGCAGGUGGGAUCCCACCGGCUGCUCCAGGUCCAGGGGGGCCCCAAAAUCCUCUAUGACGGCAAUGCGUAUGUGGUGCUGACGCUGCCACCCCCAUCCCGUCGCCCUCGGGGCCUCUGCGGCAACUUCAACGGGGACCCCAACGACGACGACCCCGCCAGGGAGGCUCUGGACAGCCCCCCCCAAAACUGCACCCGCCUGGCGCCCAGCCCAAGCUGCUCCCCGGCCCAGGCGCGGCGCUGCGCAGUGCUGGCAGACCCCGAGGGACCCUUCGCGGGGUGUCACGGCGCGGUGCCGCCCCACGCGUACCUGGGGACCUGCGAGCACCAGGUGUGUGGAGGAGGGGGCGACCCCUGCCCCGGCUUUCAGGGCUACGCAGCCGCGUGCCAGGCAGCCGGAGGCGCGCUCCGGGAGUGGCGGGAGGCCACGGGUUGCCCUCUCACCUGCCCCCCCAAGAGCCGCUACCAGCUGUGUGCCCGCACCUGUGAGCACACCUGUGCAGGUGUGUCGGCGCCGCCCCCGUGCAGCGAGCGCUGCUUUGAGGGGUGUCAGUGCGCCGAGGGGCUGCUGUUCGACGGGGCCCGCUGCGUCCUCCCCGGGACCUGCGGCUGCCUGCACCAGGGGCGCUACUUCCAGAUUGCUGAGACCAUCCUGACCCCUGACUGCUCCCAGUCCUGCACCUGCCGGGGGCCCGGGGGCCUCCAGUGCCGCCCCUUCACUUGUCCCUUCAGCCACACCUGCGGCCUCCGUGAUGGCACCCGCACCUGCAUUGCACACCCGGGGCGCUGUGCCCUGUCCCCUGCCACCCGCUUUGUCACCUUUGACGGUGUCACUGGGGCCACCCUGGCCACUGGCAUCUACAUAGUGGCCAGCGUGUGCAACCCCCGGGACCCUGCAUGGUUCCGGCUGCUUGGGGACAUCAGGGACAUUGGGGACCAGCCAGCAGUGGUGGCACUUCACCUCUUCACCCCCCAUGGCCUCAUCACUGUGCGGAGGAACAGGAAAGUCUGGCUCAACGGGGUCCCCACGCCUCUGCCCUUGGAGCUCCCGGGGCCGUUGGCCAUCACAGAGACGCUCACGACCCUCCGGAUCAGCCGGAUCCCGGGAUUUCUGGUGGAACUGGGUGCCACGGGGGUGACAGUGGAGGUGCCCAGGGAAGCACGGGCAACGCUCUGCGGCCUCUGCGGGGACUUUGACGGUGCCACCAGCAAUGACCUGCGAGGGCCCGACGGGACGGUGACGAGCGACACGCGGGCACUGGCCGAGGCCUGGCGGGCACCUGACUUCACCCAGUGAUGUGGAAAAUUGGCAUUUCACCUGAGUGGCCGCGCCCCAUCGCGGACGUCACCCUCAAACCGCCUCAGAUCCGGAAAACCCGGAUUUUUAUAAGCCCCCAAACGGUGCUUUCGCCCCAAAAUAAAACCUGUGAGGAAA